GCUUAACCUGCUGGAUAAAUACCGAGAUAAACUGUUUAAUUUUGAAGUUUUCUCUUUUGUUUAAGUUUUGAUGUGUGUGGAAGUGCGUUUGGUAGACUAAUAUGGGUAUUUUUCCUGCCUGGAAGAGAAGGACGGUGUUGUAGAAACUGAAGACAGGCGGUUACAACUAGUUAGCGUUAACCAGGUUAGCUAAGCUAACUAGCUAAGCUAGUUACGAGUAACGUCAAAAAUUCUGUUAGCAUUGGUGGCUAACAUUCCCAUCUUUUUUCCAACCAGGUGUGGAAAACCACCUAACCUGGAUAAAUCAUGUGAAAUCUCGAAGAAACCGCGUGAUUUUUCGUUUUUUCGCUCGACAUUCGACAGAUUUGAACCUGUAAAUGUGGAAAUACCUCAUUUGCAAGAGUUUCUCCAUCGAAAUCUGCUUUCUUUUCUCUCCCACAGUGACAGUAAAUGAGGAAAAUUCACCAAGUCAGUGUUGUUCACCCAGAUAGAUAGCUAAAAUCUCGCUAUCUGUGGAGUCUUUGCUCCUUUUCUAUCCCUUAGACUGAAGAUUCCAGCUACACACACUGCUACGGCAGUGGAUAGUAACCUGUCACCAUGUCUGCGGUGAUGAUUUCCAGAAAAGUGACUCGAAAAUGGGAGAAACUCCCGGGGAAGAACACGUUCUGCUGCGACGGGCGGGUGAUGAUGGCCCGGCAGAAAGGAGUGUUUUACCUGACGCUGUUCCUCAUCGUUGGGACCUGUGCGCUGUUCUUCGCUUUUGAGUGCCCGUACCUUGCUGUCCGCCUGUCUGCUGCCAUCCCAGUCUUUGCCAUUGUGCUCUUCCUCUUCGUCAUGGCCAUGCUGCUGAGGACCAGCUUCAGUGACCCGGGCGUGCUGCCCCGCGCCCUGCCGGAGGAGGCCAACUUCAUCGAGAUGGAGAUUGAAGCGGCCAACGGCAGCAUCCAGGCUGGUCAGCGUCCUCCCCCGCGCAUCAGAAACGUCCAGAUAAACAACCAGAUAGUAAAGCUGAAGUACUGCUACACCUGCAAGAUAUUCAGGCCUCCUCGAGCUUCCCACUGCAGUAUCUGUGACAACUGUGUGGAUCGUUUUGACCACCACUGUCCGUGGGUUGGAAACUGCGUGGGGAAGAGGAACUACCGCUACUUCUACCUGUUCACCCUCUCCCUCUCCCUCCUCACCAUCUACAUCUUCACGUUCGACAUCGUCCACGUCGCGCUGCGAUCGAUGGACUCUGGAUUUUUGAACACUCUUAAGGAAACCCCUGGAACUGUAAUCGAGGUCCUGGUGUGUUUCUUCACGCUCUGGUCUGUGGUGGGACUGACCGGCUUCCACACGUACCUGAUCUCCCUCAACCAGACCACGAAUGAGGACAUAAAAGGCUCGUGGUCGGGGAAGAACAGGAUUCAGAACCCAUACAGCCACAAGAACAUCAUCAAGAACUGCUGUGAGGUGCUGUGUGGCCCCACUUACCCCAGUGUGUUGGACAGAAGAGGGCUGAUGUCUGUAGAAGCUCCUAGCUCCACCUCUUCCCCACCCACUCCAGACAAUGCAGCCACUAAGAGCAACCCAGCUACCCCCAACACAAAAACCACAGCUCCUCUGAUUCCCAACGAACACACUCCCGAUGAGGCGAAGCCCGGCAUCGGCACACCCCCUCAGAAGACCAACGGCAGCAUCCCGAAAGAGGGGAAACCAUCCAGCCCCAGAGGCGCUAGCCCUAAAAGAUCCCCCGCCCCUAUUGUUGUAAAGGAGUCCGCCCACUAGACCUUCGCUGCGAACCUUUGAACGCGUAUUUUGAAGGAACUUGAAGGAACGUUUGAACAUUUUGAAGGAGCGGCGGCUUCUGGAACAGACACUCUCAGACAGGCUCAGAGCAGAGGCUGCUCAUCGGUGGCCACGACCAGACAAACUUAAAGCCUCAAAGCUUCUCCACUUUUGUAGAAGUUUCUGAACAUGGCUGCCUGAGCUCCUCUCUCACUGCUGAAAGCCUCUGGAGUCUUCUGAAGAUUUCUGGAGUCACCUCGCCACCUUCUGUUCUUCUGCGAAAACGCUGCAUGACCAAACACACGCAGAAGAGAAACGGCAACAAGCUGACUUGCGUUUUUGUUGAUGGUCCACCUGCAAUGCUUUCCUUGUUUAAGUACGGCCACUAGCCAAUCGCCAGUCGUCAAUGUACCAUCAGAACUAACGCACACCAUGUAGAACAUCCUGUUCUAGAUUCUGUAGAAGGUCCUAUGCAACACACAAAUAUAUGGUGGCUGUUCUUGAAGACGGCGAGUGAAAUACUGAGUUCAGACUGGCAUCAUAUUAUUCUCAGACUGGGAAUCUGAACAUCGGACUGGAUGUUUAUUUAUUUGAACGGUUGUGGUUCUCCAUUGGUGCGACCGCAAAGGCACCCUGCUUCCUACAUUCUGAUCUGUUUUGAGUUACCCAUUGUAGUCAAUGAAGUGAGCUUCAUGGAGUUGUGACUUCUGUUUCUUUUUCUGUUUUGUAAAUGUUGUAUAUGGAAAUAGUGAAAGCUGUGGUGCUUUUACAGAGACUUAUGGUCAGGGCAGAAGGUUUCGGGACGGUAUAUGAAGGACGUGCGUACACAGCUCUUGUACUGUGUUUCAGAAAGCUGUUUGUAUGUGUAUAACGGUACGUGUCCACUUUCCACUUUGCCUCACCGGAACCUAUUAAUAUACAAUAGUUGCACUGCAUUGGGAGCAGACUAAUCAGAAAAGUAACAUUUAAUUUUCUAUCAACUGGAUACGGUAUGAGCACCGCAAAGGGCCAUAUCUUGCACCCUGUGCAAGGCACGUCGCAAUGCUUAUUGCUAUCGUACACCCUGCUAACAGUCUAUUUUCACGCCUUCCAUCUGCAAAUAGCAACCGUGCUUGUGAACAUAUCUAUGCUGAUGGGUGUGGUGGUCUUGAGAAAAGGUGUGUUCAUGUACAUUUCUGCUGUAUUAUUAUCUUGGCAACAUGUAGAUAUGUUGUAAAAACUUUGCUGUUCCCUUAAAUUAGUCCCAUAAAUUCAAAGCGUGAACGAGCAGGUUAGAUUUCUCUCCCGAGAAACGUUGGACACAUCUAGGUAGCUGCAUCAAUAAAAUAGCAAUCCGCCAAAGUCAGAGCUUAUCUGGCUCUUAAAGGGAAUGGCAAGUGACACGCUGAUUGAUUUAUUUCACUUUAAGUCUAAAACCAAAACAAAUUGUGUGUUUAAAAACACACAUGAUUAAAUAAGAAAAUGAGUACAUGCCUUUUGCAUUCGUUUUGAGCUGUGCAAGGUGUACUUUUCCUGUCAUUAUGAUAGCAAAGACACACUGACACACUUUAGAUCAAGCUGCACAGUGCACGGUUGUUAGCUCGCUUAAUGAUCUCUAAAAUAGGGCCUAUAGUGUCUAGCCAGUUGGAGAAGGAUGUAUUGGUACAUCACAUAGGGCUAUAUAUUUGGAAGCACCUGGCUAAACAAUAUGUAUCACUAGGCAAGCAUUACAUUUUAAUAUAUAUAUUUACGACACAUUGCAGUACUGUAUUGAUAUAUAUUUAUUGUGCGUUUUUCAUUCAGAUUCUAAGAACACUGUUAAAACACAUCAUGUGCAUACAACUAGAUUAAGGAACCCCUGUCUUUUAGCAAUUUGCACAUGCAAACUAUAAAUAUAUGAAACGUGAUUUUGUGUUUUUGGGAUUCAAUACAGUAUUGCACAACAUAUUAAUACAAUACUUCAAUAUAUCGAUAUUUCUUUACGUAUUUAUUUAAAAUAUUGUGAGCUGAUAUCGACAAUACCUGGAUUUUCAGAAUAAGAUUAGAAUAUGAUUGUUUAAAAAUAGUACAAAUAAGAUUGCCUCUUACUUAAAGACUGUUUCUUUAACUAUCAAACAUUUAAAAGAGGCAAAAAAACAGCUAAUGUUAAGCAUAAGUAAUGGGCUCCGACAAUGGGCAAUAUGUUGAUCAGCAAAAAUGGUUGAGGUCAUGUUCAUAUAUUGAAUCAUUUAGAUUUAUUAGAAUAUAAAUAUAGUUAAAAUAUGCCUUCCUUGAGAUACCUCAGAUCCUGUUUUUUUGUUUUUGUUAAUAUCCUGUUUGUUAACAGAUCUUCCAGCGUACAGUGAGCCGAGAGUGCAAGUGGACUCGUACCGUUAAGUAUUAAAGCGUAGAGGUUGGCCUGUUGUUGACAGACACUAGUAACAGUGCCUUAUGUAAAAGCUGCACUAUCUCAGACAACUAAGGCCAUUCGCUGAAAAACCCUCGGAAUUUCCAUGUUCAUAUACUACCCAGAAUAGUGUAUAUUGUAUAUUGAGUAUUAGAGAUGGCUUCUCUUUUUGUCUUUCUUAUUUAUUUUUUUUUUAUUUAUCAGAGCACCAAUGAUACCUUGACAAGCAAAAAGAAAAAGAAAGCAAGCCAUGGUGUAUAAUCAUAGUGUACAUAGUGUAAAAACAUUCUGCGAAGCUGUGGACGUUCUGAAGAAAGUGGAUGAAUUUGCCUCAGUAGUCGUUUAGGCCUGUCACGAUAAAUGCUAAAUAUAUUAUUGCUAAUUUUAUUAAUAUUACGAUAAUAUAAUAGCAUUAUAAUGCAUUUGCACCCUUUUCAAUAUUAACAAUAUUCAGACACGGGUUUAAAAUAUAUGUGUAUAUACAUAUAUUAUUUAUUUAUUUUUAUUUUUUUUAAUUAAAGCAGCAGUCCCAAAGAUUUAGUUUCUUUUAAAUUGAAAAUUUCUGUAGUAUUUUUGAUUUAGAAGUUGUAAUGCUGACAGUGUCCUGACAUGAUCUAAUCUAAAUCUAUUUAUUCUAAAAACAGAAACAGAGUGGUUUGGUAGGUUUGUAGGAUGUACAGUAAUUGCUUUCUACAUUUUGACAGUAUUUCAUACCGCCUCUAAAUCCCUCAAAUCCCCCAAAACACACAGAUUGUCGCUUUAACUAUUAAACAUAAAUUAAACAUGCAUGUUCAUGGGCUAACCUUACUAAGUAAUGGCCUCAAUGGGACACAAUGCACAAUAUCUGCAUCAGCAAAACCGAUUGAGGUCAUGUGCAUAUGUUUAUGUUAUGUUUAAUGGUAAUUAAUAUAUCGUAAUUAUCGUGACAGGUCUAGUGGCCAUGCUCCUUUCUACUGCAACUAACUGCACUGGACUGGACUCAUUUAAUGAGGUCAUCCCAGAACUGCCUCCACCAGCUUCAUCAUCUUCUUCAUCAUCACCAUCAUCUUUCUCCUCCUCUCCUGGUCUUUCAUCUUUAGGCAAUUUCCGUUCUGUUAUUGUCCCUUUCUCUCCGUCCUGCAGUGAGCGAGCGAUAUAAUCACUCUAAGCUCUAAGCUGAGCAUCAGUGCUGUGAAAGGAAGGGAACGGAUGGGUUUUAGUUCUAAUAAUCUCCACACAUCUGUCCGCGUCACGCUGAGGGACGACCCAGAGGGAGCUGAUGAACGUGUUUACAGUGCCUGACCUGCAGAGGUGAAGUGAAGGGAGGGACACUAAAGAAUGUGUUAAAUGAUGGUGGGUUUAGUGGGGGACGUAUUUAACCCGAGCUAGUCUGUGAUCUGUGCAAGUGUCUUUUUUAAAAUUAUUUUCUUUCUACAUUAUUCUGCUUCUUCUUCUUCGUUUGUAAGGUAGAAUAGAGCCGCCCUCUGUGUGCGUGCUUAUGGAAAUUGUUUGUAGAAGGAUGUUGUUGGUGUACUAUGAUGAAUGACUGCAAUUAACAUUUACGAAAUUCGUAAUAAUUACUAAAGCCUACGGAAUGUUGUAUGCCGAAUUUAAUUUGUGGCCUACUUUUUUUGUGCAAGCCGGAAUGAAAUAGAGGACAGUUUAUGAUUUAUGUUUUUUUUUUUUUUUUGCGCUAUGCCUAAGCGGAAUCUAUUUUUUAUAUGUGAAAAAGACGAAGAGCAAGCAAGACAGUAUUUGUGUUUUUCAUUAAAAGAGGACUGUAUGCCUGUAGAGCUCAGUGUAGAAACCACAUUGAGUCAGGGCGUUUUCACACCUGAAAGUACAGACCUGGGUUGGUUUUGGUUUUGCACUUCAAUUUAGCGACUACAUUAAAGAACUUUGCUGAAGUUCCAUCACCAUUGUGGGAUGCACACAUACUCCCUAUACUUGACAUUUAAUGGGAUGUAUGAAUGAAUGAAGUUACUCUUAUAUGGCAUUUUUCUAGAUGCCCAAGUAUAUUUUACAAUCACCUUUUACAAACUAUCAUUUACACUCAGCACUCAUCAACACACACUGGUGAGAAGCAGCAGCCAAUCAUGCACAGCAUACUCUCAACCGGAAACCCCGUCCACUUAGAGGACUUCAUCUGGGACAGAGGAGCUGACCCAGAACAGAGUGCCAAUCCAUAUUUGGGCAUACAGUCGUACACACAUUCACACUAGGACUAUUUAAAGUACCUGAUUUACUUGAUUCUACCUUGUUUAGUCCAAAUUAAUGUUGCAGGUGUAAACAGUGCAACAAACCACAGUCUGGGCGAACAGACCAAAACGGUCUGAUUUACUUGCAGUAUGAAAAACACUUUUUAUAGAUGGUUUAGUCUUUUGUCACCCAUUAAAGAACAAUGAAAAAAGAAAAAUACUGGUGUUGUGCUAAAAUCCGACUCCCCUUGGCGUCCACUCGCAUCACUUCACAGUAUGGAUACAACGUAUAAUGCUGUACUCCUGUAUCUACUGUAACUGUAGAUUAUUAACCCUUAUUUAUAUACAGAAAUAAAAGGAAUCCAAAGGGAAUUUGAUUAAUACACUCGUUCUGCUGUGAGACGCUUCGAAUGCUUCGAAGUGUGUAUGAUUUUGGCAGGGAGGCUGAAUUCAGCACAACACCUGGAAUGGUAACUUGCUGUAAACUAACAUCUGAUGCAUCUGACCCAUCUGACGCAGUUUUUUUAGUGCACUUAGUCACUAAACUUCAGUGUGAAACCAAAACUGACAGUGGAAAAAACCCAUGAAACUUGGUUCACACACUUUCAGGUGUGAAAACACCCCAAGUAAAAACUGGUCCUUUCUGAAAGCUUGUAGGUUUUAUUAGAUAUUUUUGCAUGUUAACUCAUUUGCGUAUGAUUUUAAGAGCCUUCUCCAUUUGUUCGCAGUCUUAUAUUUUCAUCUGCACCUUGAAGAUCCAGUAGGGAAUCGCUGCAACCAGCAGGCCACAGUCUGUGCUGCUUUUCAGAGGCCUUUGUCUAGAGACAGCAGGACAGGACAGAACAAAUUAGUCAAUUCUUGUAUUAGACUUAAAGAUGAAUUGCUCAAAUUGGUAUAAUUUAGUGAUUUUUUUAGUUAUGCUUAUUGAUACACUAUAAAAUGUUUAUGUUUUGCUUAUUAUAUCUGAAUCUGCCCUUGUUGUGUAUCUAAAGGCUUAAGAACCUGGAUGAUCACUCUGCACUGCUACUGUCCCCAGAGAGGGUCUGAAUCUGAUUCUGUCCAGCCCAGAGGUUGGUAGUGUUUGUCACGGUAGCUGUAAAUUGAUAAACUACGUGAAGUUUGAAUUCGAUUAGCAGUAUGUCCUAAUGCCAAGCCGUUCUAGGGGUUAAUAUAUAUUGGAAAAUUAGGAAAUGAAGGUCCGCUCUAGAUAUAUGUUUACAGUGUAUAAUGUAUACAAUAUAUAAGAUAACAUCACGAGUUGAAUUAUGAUCACUUUUCUUUGUAUUAACACUGUGAUUCUCCCAUACUUCACUUCUUUUUACAUGCUGGAUUGGUGUGUGUGUGUAUGUAUGUUCAUUAAAUUAUACCAAGUCUUAUUAAUAUUA
Molecule: messenger RNA, 7694 nt
Organism: Astyanax mexicanus (Mexican tetra)
Lineage: Eukaryota; Metazoa; Chordata; Actinopteri; Characiformes; Acestrorhamphidae
Gene: zdhhc9
Product: zinc finger DHHC-type palmitoyltransferase 9
Exons: 9
Coding region: 598-1767 (389 amino acids)
Biological process (GO): peptidyl-L-cysteine S-palmitoylation; protein targeting to membrane
Cellular component (GO): Golgi apparatus; endoplasmic reticulum
Molecular function (GO): protein-cysteine S-palmitoyltransferase activity
Source: RefSeq, a predicted model, not a curated record